Telopea speciosissima is the source of this 1227-nucleotide messenger RNA. RefSeq names its product BTB/POZ and TAZ domain-containing protein 3. Gene Ontology annotation, molecular function: protein binding. Bases 1 to 1227 code for a protein of 408 amino acids. The record is from RefSeq and is a predicted model, not a curated record. NCBI's taxonomy places the organism in Eukaryota, Viridiplantae, Streptophyta, Magnoliopsida, Proteales, Proteaceae. The transcript is spliced from 5 exons.
AUGUCACAGUCAGAACUCGAUUCGUCCUGGGUAUCCUCAAUUGGCAAUUCAUUUAAGAACUCUUUGGGUAUACAGAUAGAGGAAGAAACUCCGGCUGAUUUUUUACCUAUUCUGGAAGCUUUCACAUCUUCUCAAUGCCAUAUAAGUAAUAUCCCCCUUCCACCUCCUCUUCCUAGUGCAAACUGUAGAAGUAGAACCAAUUUUCGCAAGCAGCUUGACAAUUGUAGUUAUGUUCCAAAAGAAACAAGAGAUACAUGGGACAAGCUUUUUAAGGAGGGAUACAGGGCAGAUGUCCAUAUUCUCACAGAGUACAAUGCCAUCUUUCCAGCCCAUUCUAGUGUUCUGGGUGUGGCAUCCCCUGUUUUGAGGAACUUUGUGCUGCAAGCAAAAGUUAAGGAUGGUAUUCAUUAUAUCAAGGUUACAGGUGUACCUUCCGAAGCUGUUCAUUUAUUUAUUCGUUUCCUAUACUCCUCCUGCUAUGAGAAGGAUGAGUUGAAGAAGUUUGUCCUUCACUUGCUAGUUUUGUCUCACUCGUUCUCGAUUCCAUCACUUAAAAGAGUUUGCAUAGACCACCUGGAGCAGGACUGGCUUACCACUGAUAAUACAGUUGAUGUGCUUCAAUUAGCCAGGAAGUGUGAUUCACCACGUCUCUCUCUCAUAUGCGUCCAUCGGAUAGUGAAGGACUUUAAGACCAUUUCUGGAACGGAAGGAUGGAAGGUGAUGAAGCAAGCUAACCCUGCCCUUGAGCAAGAGCUUCUGGAAUCAGUCGUUGAGGCAGAUUCUAGAAAGGAAGAGAAGGUGAAAAAGAUGGAAGAGAAGAAGAUCUGCCUGCAGCUGUAUGAAACGAUGGAGGCUCUGCUGCACGUAUGCAAAGAUGGGUGUAGGACAAUUGGGCCUUGUGACAAGGUGCUGAAAGCAAGCCAGGUGUCCUGCGGCUUUCCAGCAUGCAAAGGGGUUGAGACAUUGGUCCGCCACUUCUCUAGUUGCAAGACACGCAUCCCUGGCGGAUGCAUUCAGUGUAAGCGCAUGUGGCAGAUGCUUGAGCUGCAUUCCCGCAUGUGCAUCGAUCCUGAUUAUUGCAAGGUUCCUUUGUGUGGGCAUUUCAAGGAAAAAAUGCAGCACCAUAGCAAGAAAGACGACAUGAAGUGGAGGUUGUUGGUUACCAAGGUGAUCGCAGUAAAGAACACAAAAGGGCCGUUCUCAGCCUGGAGACCCGCCAUGUUGUGA